AAUGUCUGUUGCUCCGUGGAACCGUCGCCCUCCUUAAAAUGGCGGCAGAAACCUACAAGAACCUCAUUCUCGAUUCUCCUCUUCUCAAGAGUUAAGGCACAUCAGCAGAUUGACACGGAAGAUAUGCAGUACAUGUCGAGCAUGGCGCCCAAAGGAUUAUGCCUCCUACCCCUCGCCCUCCUGUUCCUGCUGUUUCAAACGGCCACCGCGAACCCCCGCCACGAGAACGUCAUCGACCGGUGCUGGCGCGGGCGCGGCAACUGGGCGGCCAACCGCCAGCGUCUCGCCGUAUGCUCCGUAGGCUUCGCGGGGAAGAUGCGGCAGAACCGUGGCGCCGGAGUGACCCCGUACACGGUCACCGACCCGAGCGACGACCCUGUGCGGCCCCGGCCCGGCACGCUGCGGUACGGCGCGACGGUGCUGCCGGGGAAGGUCUGGAUCACCUUCCAGCGGGACAUGCACAUCAGGCUGGCGCAGCCGCUCUUCGUCAAGAGCUUCACCGCCAUCGACGGCCGCGGCGCGGACGUGCACAUCGCCGGGGGCGCCGGCAUCGUGCUCUACGAGGUGAACAACGUGAUCGUCCACGGGCUCCAGGUGCACGGCAUCCGCGCGCAGCCCGCGGGGAGCGUGGUGCGCCCGGGCGGCGCCGUGCAGAGCGUGGACGUCGGCGACGGCGACGCGAUCCGGCUGGUGACCAGCUCCAAGGUGUGGAUCGACCACAACACGCUGUCCCGGUGCGAGGACGGCCUCCUGGACGUGACGCUGGGGUCCACGGACGUGACCGUCUCCAACAACUGGUUCCACGACCACGACAAGGUGAUGCUGCUGGGGCACGACGACGGCCAGCUCACCGACCGCCGGAUGCGGGUCACCGUCGCGUUCAACCGCUUCGGCCCCAACGUCAACCAGCGCAUGCCGAGGAUCAGGCACGGCUACGCACACGUCGUCAACAACUUCUACGACGGGUGGAGGGACUACGCCAUCGGGGGGAGCAUGGGGCCGAGCGUCAAGAGCCAGGGCAACCUGUUCAUCGCCUCCACGACGGACAGCGCCAACGUAACGCGAAGGAUGCCGGCCGGAGAUACCGCCGGGAAGGAGUGGCAUUGGCACUCCGUGGGGGACUCGUUCGAGAACGGCGCCUUCUUCCAGCAGAUGGGCAGCAGGGUGCGGCCGAAUUACAACAGGCAUCAGGCGUUCCCGGCAGCGAGCUCGAGCGUGGUGCGGUCUCUGACCAAGGACGCUGGUGCUCUGAGGUGCUCCGCCAGGUCCGCCUGCUGAACGAACGGAGAGAAGCAAGACGUGCGGCAGUACGUGCACACUGUUCUUAUAUUGCAAUAUAUCUGUGUGUUUGCUGGCACACUGCGGCUUGUUGUUCUUCGAUUACUUCUGCCGUAUCAUUGUCCAUCCUUUGGGUCUCUUAAUUAGGGGUGGGGUGGAAGGGGGUCAUUUGAUAGAGCCUUCCUCAUUUUUGUCUUCAUGUUUCUAAAACGAAUAUGGUAUAAAUACGAAUAUUGUUGAAUA
Messenger RNA from Lolium perenne, 1521 nucleotides. RefSeq names its product probable pectate lyase 4. Gene Ontology annotation, molecular function: pectate lyase activity. The record is from RefSeq and is a predicted model, not a curated record. Lineage: Eukaryota; Viridiplantae; Streptophyta; Magnoliopsida; Poales; Poaceae.